CUCGUCAUCUUCAGUCCUCUUAAUAAAACAAAACGGACAUACUCUCAAACAGUUUUGCUCAGCGUUUCUACUAUUAGGAUCAGUGCAGUCCGUAAUCAUUUAAAUAAUUUUGUUAAAAAUGUCUGUUGCGGUAAACACUUUCUAUAAAUAAUAUAAAUGCUAACAAAACAUCAAGCACAGUUUUUAUUACAACAGUAAUAAAAUGCAAGUCAUGCGUUUCACAUAUUUAUUGAUUUUUGUUCGGAUAUUCGAAUGUACAGAUUUGAAGAUUAAUGGAGAAGUGUCCUUCGAUCUGAGAAUAUCGGAUUUGGACUACAGGAGUAGUCCAGUUCAAGUGUUUAUAGGUGCUGAUGAACCAGAAAACCUUGGAGAUGGGGUGGAACGAGGGAGAAUAAAAGAUAUUGAAGAAAAACAGAAAUCAGUGGUGGGACGCAUAGAGGCGCGGCAAGUCACAGCCGCCGCGAUGGUGGAGUGCCCGUACCAGUACCCGGAGAAGGAGCAGGUCAACGCCAUGCUCAGCAACAUGAUGAACCAGCUCACCAAGGUUUUUGUCCGCAUCCAUGAAUACGUCACGGCGGAAGAUACGCGGCGGCUUGAGACCAGGUUCAGAGUGGUUGGCAAGAAGGAUACUGGAUUCUUCGAACACAUUUACAACAAUAUGUCUCAGGAGUACAGACAAUUCUACAACAAUACGGCGGAGCGUGUAGACCGUGCGGAGCGCGACCCCUGCCAACAUCAGGAGGAAAUCAAGCAGCUGUGGAAGGAACUUCUAGAAAAGUCUCUGGCAACCCUAAGAAAGGCCGCUGGGCAGUGCAUAGAAGAAUAUCUGAAGGUACAAAACAGAAGUGCAGACGCGAAGACCCGCAGCAAACUGGAACAGUUCCUAGCAGAAGAAAUGAGCAAGAUAAAGUCCAGCCAGCUAGACGUACUGUGUGACAAGUUCCAACUGUGUUACAAUGAGCUUUUGUAACAAAUAAAAUCGUAUUUUUCAUUA
This is a messenger RNA of Manduca sexta (tobacco hornworm), 994 nucleotides long. RefSeq lists its product as uncharacterized. Lineage: Eukaryota; Metazoa; Arthropoda; Insecta; Lepidoptera; Sphingidae. Bases 203 to 970 code for a protein of 255 amino acids. The record is from RefSeq and is a predicted model, not a curated record. The transcript has 5 exons.